This is a messenger RNA of Pteropus alecto (black flying fox), 1224 nucleotides long. It is a transcript of the gene SAG, whose product is annotated as S-antigen visual arrestin. The record is from RefSeq and is a predicted model, not a curated record. Gene Ontology annotation, biological process: G protein-coupled receptor internalization; signal transduction. Gene Ontology annotation, cellular component: photoreceptor inner segment; photoreceptor outer segment. The transcript is spliced from 15 exons. Gene Ontology annotation, molecular function: G protein-coupled receptor binding. The coding region runs from base 1 to 1224 and encodes 407 amino acids. Lineage: Eukaryota; Metazoa; Chordata; Mammalia; Chiroptera; Pteropodidae.
AUGGCAGCCAGUAAGUCGACACCAAACCAAGUCAUCUUCAAGAAGAUCUCCCGGGACAAAUCGGUGACCAUCUACCUGGGGAAGAGAGAUUACAUAGACCACGUGGAUCAAGUAGAGCCUGUGGACGGCGUCGUGUUGGUGGAUCCGGAGCUUGUGAUUUUUUUGGCUUCCUGGUCUCUGUUUGUCUCUGUGACCUGCGCCUUCCGCUACGGCCAGGAGGACAUCGACGUGAUCGGCCUGAGCUUCCGCAGGGACCUGUACUUCUCGAGGGUCCAGGUGUUCCCGCCUGUGGGGGCUGCAACCACCUCCACGAAACUGCAGGAGACCCUGAUGAAGAAGCUGGGGGACAACACGUACCCCUUUCUGCUCACAUUUCCUGACUACUUACCCUGCUCGGUCAUGCUGCAGCCUGCUCCGCAGGAUACAGGCAAGUGCUGUGGAGUCGACUUCGAGGUCAAAGCGUUCGCUACGGACAGCGCUGAUGGCGAGGAUGAGAAAAUUCCCAGGAAGAGCUCCGUGCGCUUACUGAUCCGUAAGGUACAGCACGCGCCGACGAAGAUGGGUCCUCAGCCCCGGGCCGAGGCUGCCUGGCAGUUCUUCAUGUCCGACAAGCCCCUGCACCUCGCAGUCUCCCUCAGCAAAGAGAUCUACUUCCACGGGGAACCUAUUCCUGUGACUGUGACAGUGACCAACAACACAGAGAAGACGGUGAAGAAGAUUAAAGCAUUAGUGGAACAAGUGGCCAACGUGGUUCUCUAUUCAAGUGACUAUUACGUCAAGCCGGUGGCCUCGGAGGAAGCACAAGAGAAGGUGCCACCAAACAGCACGCUGACCACGACGCUGACAUUGGUGCCCUUGCUGGCCAACAACCGCGAGAGGAGAGGCAUUGCCCUGGAUGGCAAGAUCAAGCAUGAGGACACGAACCUUGCCUCCAGCACCAUCAUCAAGGAGGGCAUAGACCGGACCGUCCUGGGCAUCCUGGUGUCUUACCAGAUCAAGGUGAAGCUCACGGUGUCGGGCUUUCUGGGAGAGCUCACCUCCAGCGAAGUGGCCACCGAGGUGCCGUUCCGCCUCAUGCACCCCCAGCCCCAGGACCCAGCAAUGGCAAAGGAAAGUUUUCAGGAUGAAAAUUUGGUUUUUGAGGAUUUCGCUCGCCAAAAUCUGAAAGACUCAGGAGACCUCGAGGAAGGGAAGAAAGUCGAGGAGGCGGCUGUGGACGAGUGA